GCUUGGCAGCGUCUCGCGGCGGUAGCAGCAGCAGCAGCAGCAGCUGCGGCACCAGCAGCAGCAGCGCCAGGGACGAGCCCGCCGCUUCCCUCCUGCCGCAACCGCGCUAGCGCCCGCCGCGCAGCCACAGCCGUGCUCCGUCUCUCCUCCCGGCCCUGCCGGUCCCUGCUCCACCUCCUCCUGUGUCGGCGGCGGGAGCAUCGCCGUCCCUCCUUCUCUGCCCUGCUCCUCUCGCGUCUGCUUCCUCGGCGUCUCCCAUGGCGGCCCCGGGCAACAUCGUGUCCGUUAUGGCCAGCAAGACCAAGACCAAGAAGAAGCAUUUCGUGGCCCAGAAAGUCAAGCUCUUCCGGGCCAGCGACCCGCUGCUCAGCGUCCUCAUGUGGGGGGUGAACCACUCGAUCAAUGAACUGAGCCAUGUUCAGAUCCCUGUUAUGUUGAUGCCAGAUGACUUCAAAGCAUAUUCCAAGAUAAAAGUGGACAAUCACCUUUUCAACAAAGAAAAUAUGCCAAGCCAUUUCAAAUUCAAAGAAUAUUGUCCAAUGGUUUUUCGUAAUCUGCGAGAGAGAUUUGCAAUUGAUGAUCAGGAUUUUCAGAAUUCUCUGACAAGAAGUUGUCCCCUUGCUAAUGAUUCCCAAGCACGGAGUGGCGCCCGAUUUCACACCUCUUACGACAAAAGAUACGUCAUCAAAACCAUAACAAGUGAAGAUGUAGCAGAAAUGCACAAUAUACUGAAGAAAUAUCACCAGUUUAUAGUGGAGUGUCAUGGCAACACACUACUUCCUCAGUUUUUGGGAAUGUACCGGCUUACUGUUGAUGGAGUCGAAGUAUAUAUGAUUGUUACAAGGAAUGUAUUCAGCCACCGUUUAUCUGUUUAUAGAAAAUAUGAUUUAAAGGGGUCUACAGUUGCGAGAGAAGCCAGCGACAAGGAAAAGGCCAAAGAACUGCCGACAUUCAAAGACAACGACUUCAUCAACGAUGGCCAGAAGAUUUAUAUUGAUGAAACGAACAAAAAGAUGUUCCUUGAAAAGCUUAAAAAGGAUGUUGAGUUCCUUGCUCAGUUGAAACUCAUGGACUACAGCUUGCUGGUUGGAAUUCAUGAUGUUGAAAGAGCAGAACAGGAGGAGGUUGAAUACGAAGAGAACGAUGAAGAGGAAGGAGAAAGCGAUGGGGCUCAUCCUGUUGGAACGCCUCCAGAUAGCCCAGGAAAUACACUCAACAGCUUGCAGCCUUUAGCUCCAGGAGAAUUCGAUCCAACCAUUGAUGUUUAUGGAAUAAAAUGCCAUGAAAAUGCACCCAGGAAGGAGGUAUACUUUAUGGCAAUCAUUGAUAUUCUUACUCAUUACGAUGCAAAAAAGAAAGCUGCCCAUGCUGCAAAAACCGUCAAACACGGCGCUGGUGCAGAGAUUUCAACAGUGAAUCCCGAACAGUAUUCAAAGCGGUUCUUGGACUUUAUUGCCAACAUCUUGACGUAACCUAAUGUUCCAUUGGACAGAUACGAGGUCUGGGAACAGCAGCAAUGGCUACAAGUGUGUAAGGGAUAAAAAGCUUCUUUUAAAAGGAACUCUCAAAGUGCUAUCUUGCAGAAGGCAGCCCCCUUGUUUACAUCUGCUGGCAAAGAUGACUGACUGGGGUGAAAUACUCGCUUUAACAGCUGCCUGAUUUAUGCCCAGCAUAGUUCUAGCUAUUUCUGAUGCGUGCGUGUGAGUGUGUGCAGAAACAAAUAUAAAUUAACUAAUAAUAACUAAAAUAGAUCAGCUUCUUACUCGGUGUGCAACAACACUCCGUAAAUACUAGCUGAGCUGGAAUGAAUGGUUAGAGGUGGGUGGGGAGGAAGGCAUUAUAUGCAUGUUAAGUUCUACAAUAUUGGUGUCGAAACUAAACUGUGGAUCAGUUUACGUUUUGAGCUGAGAGGUGCAAGACAGUAUUUGGUGGCGAUGAUGACUAUGACCUUACUGCAAAUGUUACACUUAAACUACCCUGCAUGUUGGCACUCUUUGAAAAUAGAAACAUCAUAAGCUCCUUAUGCCGGAAGCUUUCCUGUUGGCACCUUUUUCAUUUAAUUAAAUUGGCCCAUUGCAACAGGAAAUAAGUCUUCCAGCAAUUCAGAGGUCUGGCUCUUGUUUUACCAAAAUCUAAUGUCAUAAUCAUGCUGUGUGUUCUUUGCCAAGGGUAGACAUAUUCUGAGGGAGGUGGAGCAGGAACAUUAAGACUGUUUAAUUGUCAUGUUACAUGAAGAUUUUACACUGUAUGUUUAUCGUAUAGGAGCUGAGUGUACUACAAAGGAAAUCAGUGAUGCUUUUUUGGAAGAAAUUAAUCAUUUUGGGCAAUAAUAGCAUUUUACACCACAUGAACAAAGGAAUAGGAAAGUCUGUUCACCUGUAACUGAUCAAAACCGAGACAUUUAAAUGCUUACAUUGUGCUGUUUUUAAUAUUUUAUUAAAAUAUUCUUUUUUUAAGCCCUAAA
Molecule: messenger RNA, 2464 nt
Organism: Podarcis raffonei (Aeolian wall lizard)
Lineage: Eukaryota; Metazoa; Chordata; Lepidosauria; Squamata; Lacertidae
Gene: PIP4K2A
Product: phosphatidylinositol-5-phosphate 4-kinase type 2 alpha
Exons: 10
Coding region: 258-1472 (404 amino acids)
Biological process (GO): phosphatidylinositol metabolic process
Molecular function (GO): phosphatidylinositol kinase activity
Source: RefSeq, a predicted model, not a curated record